CUAUAAGGACAGAUGGAGAGAAGCCGUACACACCUGCAUGCACUUGAUUGCAUAAUUAACUCAGCGCGUACUCUUUGAACGCCAUCUCAUUGUUCACUCAUUCGGUCUUUCUAGUUCGCCUAGAGCUACAACUUCGACAAAACUCCUAACACUGUUACAGUUGACUGGUAAUUAAGCAAUAUAGCCGGCUUAACGGCGUAUAAGGGGGUGAAGUGGCGCAGGAAGUCGCGCCGUUUGACUCCCACGGCGUGCAUGGCCGCUGGUAACAUGCUGCGGGUCCCCGAAGGUGAGCUGACCAGCGACAUCCUUUCGUGCAUGUACGGGGGCGCGGUGCUGCCGCAGUACGCCAGCAUCAGGAAGUUCAGGCGGGGGAUCGACGGGAUCUACGUGGACACCGAGGACUGGAAUGAAGGGUUAAAGAGGCGCCAGAUGGUGAAUGAAAAGGAACGGCUUCGAAUCCGGAACCUGAACUGCAUGUUCUCCUGUCUGAAGCGAAUGGUGCCGUUAAUGCGGCGGGACCGCAAGCCGAGUAAGGUGGAUAUUCUAAAGGCUGCCUCCGAGUACAUCCGCCUGCUCUUGUCCGUCCUGAAUGACACUCCGGAGACGAUAUGUGUAGGACCCCAGUGUGUCUCUCAGGUCCUGGGUACUGUUCCGGGACCCGACCUGAUAGAUGGCAUGACCUUGUCAGUUCCCACUGUGGCAUCUGGAGUUUCUGGGGAGGAUGUUGGGGACGUUGGUGGGUUACUGUUUCAUCAGUGUGUGAUGCCCACAUACCAGUAUGUCAUCCAGCUGACCCCAGAUCAGGCAAUGAUGUUCCAGUCCUGUUAGGGAUGAAACAUACAGGUGUUCAAUCCAGAGGGAACAUGAGCACUUUCAGGGGUGUUGAAGAUUAUUUAUUUUUUCUUUUGGUGAAGACUUCCAUGGAUGAAUUGUGCACAUGUUGUGUGCAAGACGCUUCUGGUACAACAGCCCCUUAAAAUAAAAACUGAAAGCAUUGUA
Brienomyrus brachyistius is the source of this 999-nucleotide messenger RNA. RefSeq names its product folliculogenesis specific bHLH transcription factor (gene figla). The record is from RefSeq and is a predicted model, not a curated record. The transcript is spliced from 5 exons. Gene Ontology annotation, molecular function: protein dimerization activity; DNA-binding transcription factor activity, RNA polymerase II-specific; RNA polymerase II transcription regulatory region sequence-specific DNA binding. Bases 253 to 828 code for a protein of 191 amino acids. NCBI's taxonomy places the organism in Eukaryota, Metazoa, Chordata, Actinopteri, Osteoglossiformes, Mormyridae. Gene Ontology annotation, biological process: regulation of transcription by RNA polymerase II; developmental process.